AGAGACGACAAAAUGACACCUUUGGCGGUGGCGGCAUUUUUCAAGCUGUGAGGUUAUCUGACAUGUGUGCUGACCCGCCAAAUAAUUUUUACUGACUUAUGUCAUAAGGGCUGACAGCGAUGGAACGAAAGAUCAAGAAACCAGCUGAAUAAAUAAAAUAAUCCUUCGACAGGUUUGAAUGGAUUAUUCUUAUUUUAUUUUCUAGAAACACAAAGACAUUUUGCGGCACUGUCCAAAACAAGGAAACAUCGCCAACAGGCAGUCAAGUUUGGAAAUUUUUAAACUAAGAAUGGGGGAUCUGGCAUGGCUAGCCCCUGUAAAGCACAAAGACAUUGGUGGAUCAAAGAUCAAAUUAGACUAUGCUGACAGCCUACUGAUCGGAUCAAGACCAGGGAGUGCUUUGUCUGUCCACAGUAAAGAUGGAGAUGAUCAUGGUUUAUCAGCACGGUACUCUCACAAUUCAAUGCAUGUACCAGAUACAAAAUGGAAGCCACAUAAACCACCAAUGUCAGCAGUCAAAGGAGCAUGGCAGCAACAUGGAUCUCGGUCUGCAUCACCUAACAGAUUUCAAAAUAACUCAAGAUCAGGAUCUGCAGUCAAUGGACAGGAGACAGUACUUGCUGUUUACAAUCUAUCUAAAAGCCACAAAGGGCAUUUGGGUGAUGCGUUCUCUGGACAACUAGUCACAAGGCCACUUUCAUCCAGAUCCAGACAUGGUGUAAAAAUCCAUGUAGAUGAAGGAGACAGUGUAAAUAAAGGCCUGGAGGAUGAUAUUGGUAACUUGCAGGCUUCUCUAUUUAAACAAGGACAUUCCAGAAAUCAUGCAGGAGAGGAUUAUUCAAAUGCAGAAUUUGUUCCGCUUGUUGGAUCAAAAUCCAUUUAUGGAAGAUCACAUUCACCUACUGAAAUAAGGCAGGGCAAGGACCCACAAAUUACUGCAUCAAAUAGAGAACUUGUCUACAGACCUGAUGGUAUGAAUGGCCAGUUCAUGGUGACUCAAAACAAUGGACAUGGCUUCAGACCUGGAAAGCUGGGCAGAGAUACUGACCAGGAGUUUGUCAUUGAAGACCUAGAAAGAGAAAGCGGUGGUCAAAGUCUUAAUAAGAAUCUCUUCGAGCUCGACACAGAUGACAUGAACAAUGCAGGACAUACCAAGAUAUCAAGAAUGACUGGCGAGUUCGGUGAUCGAGGCAGUAAUAACAACUUUGGUGAUCAAGAUUUAAAUCGACGGGUGCAGUUUGCGGACAACAGCAACAACUCGAGUUCAACGUCAGACGCAGGGACAGGAUUGCCUUCUAUUAUCGUCGAUGAUAGCGAGACGCCAUCAACACGUGAUGCAUCUACAUCAACACUGAAACGAAUAGAGGAUCCAACUGAAGCUAGAAAGAGAAAACUAAGAAUGAAAAUGAGAUACGCAAAUGCAUUUAAGAAUCUUUUUAACGAAGUUCAUGCUGAGUCGAUGAGAGCAACGCUUGAUCUGGGCAGUUGUUACGAACCCGAGGAUCUCAAAGUGGCAAAAACAGAAGAGAAAAAGGAAGUAGAGCUAGAAAAGAAGAUGGAAGUACUGAAACCCAACCUUCCACAUGGCUUGCCUAUGAAAAACAUAAAGGAUCUGAAGACCCCCAAAACCAAAGCACCUGGGUAUGCCACAGUCGCUGAAGCUGGUCAGUUGAUGAUGUCACCAGAAAGCAUAAAAGUAAUGCGAGAAACUUUGGAUGAAAAGCGACAGCAGCUAUUUGGCGAUCAACCUUGGCUGUUAGGCCGCCUUUCUCUUUCAAAGGAAACUUGCCGGUUUGAAUUACCCAUGGAUGUACAUAUCUUAAGUCGUAUUUCACCAAUGGAUUACGUCACGAGGUAUACAGUUAUCAGUCGUAGACGGAGAAGUCUGUAUAAAAGUACGUUUCAGAAAAAUGACAAAGACAGAGAUGGAUGGAUAUCAUAUAAAGACCUUGUCAAAACUGUCAAAGAUAUCCACGUGAAUUAUAUAGAUGAAAAUGAAUUGGAUGAGCUUACAAAGAUCCUUGAGCUCGAUAUGUCAGCGGAAUCAAAAUAUAACAUUUCUAUGUUUUCUGGAAUCGCAGCGUUCUCAGAAAGGCUAGUUCUACACAUGAGGAAAAAUUUCCGGAGCAAAGAUCCAUUUGGUAAGGAAAGAUUAGAAGACGCUGAUUUUGACAAUAUGAGGUGGAAAUUAAAAGGUGUCAAUGUGAACCCUGCAGUAAUGGAAGUGCUGAAAGUUUUGUAAAAAUGUCGAUGGAUUAGAAUAGAACCUUGUUUUACGCCAGGUUGGCAAUCAGCGAUAGGUAUUAUAUUCCUUCAAAUAUCCAAUGUAAAUUUUUCAUAAAAUCAUUUAGCUUCGAAUAUCUUAAAUAGAUUUCUUCAAAUUGUAAAUUGUAUUUUUUUAAUUAAAUACCAAUUUGAUAAUUUCGUUACUGUUCGUGAAAGUAUCGAACACUAAAUACUUAUAAAAUCAUUUUUACCUUCAAUUAUAUUAGUAUUAGCUUGAGUAUUAUUUUGCUAAAUUGAACUGCACAACUAUUUUUAAACUAAUAUUUGUAUUUUGCAUUAUAGUUUUUGAACUCCCCUAGAUCUUUCCUCAGUAUUUUCUUACAAAAACACCACCCAAUAACUUGUACGUUCGUUUCUUCGAACCUAGGAGUUAUUCCAAGGUAUCUGAAGUUUACUCUAUGUAACAAUCAUUUUGUAACCAUCUGUAUUGGUCUGGAUGGCCAAGCUCCACCGCUAUUAGCACGCCAAAGUACUUCAGCAUCAGCUGUUGUAUCUAAGCUAGUUGUGGUAUUUAGGCUUACACAAGCACCAUUUAAAUUUCUCUUCUUCUCUGUCUCGAAGUUGUUUCGAAAGCGAGGUUCUGAUAGGGGGUGGUAGAAUUUCAAAUGGGGGAUGUUAGAAUUUCAGCAUCACAUACCUCCUUUGUUUGUUCUGUUUAAAUGAUUUCACAGUUUUUAGCAAAAAACAUAUCCCUUAAUUUGCUGCCCUGAAAGACUUCCAAUCUGGAUUAAAGAUUUUGUACUGAAAAUGGUGACAAAAUUUGUUUGAGGAUAGCUUAUAUUUGAAAAAAAUCAUGUUUAUACAAAUGACUUGUAGUCUAUUGCCAUUAACAUUUUGUCAGUAAAACACAAUUUGAAGCUUAACGGCAAAAUCACAUGAAUCUUUGCUCACGUUUGUAUUCUUUAAAGCAAGUUUCGUUGCUUUUCAAAAAACAAGUAAAAAAUAUUGUGAUUUACACUAAUCCAUUCUAUAGAAGAGUGAUAGCCCUCUAUAGCCCAAUUUUCGAUUAUGUCAGAAUCUGGGCGUUGUUUUAAAGAAUUUUGAACAUUUUACUUCCUUUAUUCAAAUUUGUCUCAGUUUGAAAAUUUCUUCCAACAGUUCCCCCCCCCCCCCUUUGAGUAUCAAAUAUAAUAUAUCAAUUCAUGUUUAUUGUUUAUCAAUUUUUUAAUAUGAAUUUGUUCCGAUUUUUUACUGUUCCAGCACAUUUUCUGUUAAUCAAAUAGAUUUUUAUAUUAAAUUGCCAUUGAGCAGAUUAUAUAGCGUAACAAUUGAAAUAUAUAUGUGUAUAUCCUUUGACUCAAACUUUUUUAUGGAAAACAAAAAACAUUUAUGCGAUACAUUGUUUCAUAUAGUUAUUUUCUCCUUGAUUGAAUCACAUACUUCGAUUUUAAGCCAACGAAAAGAUCAAAUUAAGAGCAAAU
Molecule: messenger RNA, 3707 nt
Organism: Rhopilema esculentum
Lineage: Eukaryota; Metazoa; Cnidaria; Scyphozoa; Rhizostomeae; Rhizostomatidae
Source: RefSeq, a predicted model, not a curated record